Messenger RNA from Pongo pygmaeus (Bornean orangutan), 16616 nucleotides. It is a transcript of the gene PCLO, whose product is annotated as piccolo presynaptic cytomatrix protein. The record is from RefSeq and is a predicted model, not a curated record. Lineage: Eukaryota; Metazoa; Chordata; Mammalia; Primates; Hominidae. Gene Ontology annotation, molecular function: structural constituent of presynaptic active zone; metal ion binding; protein binding. Gene Ontology annotation, biological process: protein localization to synapse; presynaptic active zone assembly. Bases 346 to 15717 code for a protein of 5123 amino acids. The transcript is spliced from 25 exons. Gene Ontology annotation, cellular component: glutamatergic synapse; axon; GABA-ergic synapse.
CGAGGAGGCGGUGCGCGGUGGGAGGGGCGGACGGCGCCCGGGUGGCACCGCUCAGAUCUGCUUCUCCCCGGCUCGGGGCGCCGAGGCGGCGUCCGGGAGGCGUCUUCUGCAAAGGUUGCCUGGCGCUGUCCAACAUGGAGGAGGCACCGGCAGCGGGCGUUACCUGCGAGCGGGACUAACCCCUGCCUGGCGUUCCGGGCGGCAGUGCCUGGUCCGGAGUCCAGGGACUCGGCUGCCUGCACGCCCCGAGGCGGACCCCGGCUCUGACUGCUCCCCUGGCCGUGGGCUUCUCGACUGGGACGCGGCGCGAGGAGGGAGCGCGGCGGCCCCGAGUCUCCCUGAGCCAUGGGCAACGAGGCGAGCUUGGAAGGGGAAGGGCUCCCCGAAGGGCUGGCGGCGGCCGCAGCGGCUGGAGGAGGAGCUAGCGGGGCGGGGAGCCCCUCGCACACCGCGAUCCCGGCCGGCAUGGAGGCGGAUUUGAGCCAGCUGAGCGAAGAGGAGAGGAGACAGAUCGCCGCUGUCAUGUCAAGGGCGCAGGGGCUGCCCAAGGGAAGCGUCCCCCCGGCCGCUGCGGAGUCGCCUUCCAUGCACAGGAAACAAGAGUUGGAUAGUAGUCAUCCUCCAAAGCAAUCAGGAAGACCCCCCGACCCUGGGCGUCCAGCUCAACCUGGUCUCAGUAAAAGUAGAACUACAGACACUUUCAGGUCAGAGCAGAAAUUGCCUGGGAGGAGUCCUUCCACUAUUAGCUUGAAAGAAUCAAAGUCCAGAACUGAUUUUAAAGAAGAGCACAAGUCUAGUAUGAUGCCUGGUUUCCUCUCAGAGGUUAAUCCUUUAAAUGCUGUCUCCUCUGUUGUAAAUAAAUUCAACCCUUUUGAUUUGAUAUCAGACUCUGAGGCAUCCCAGGAAGAAACCACCAAGAAACAAAAAGUGGUUCAGAAGGAGCAAGGAAAACCUGAGGGAAUCACAAAACCUCCUUCACAACAACAGCCACCCAAGCCGGUUCCUAAGCAGCAAGGACCUGGUAGGGAUCCACUUCAGCAGGAUGGCCCUCCCAAAUCAGUAUCUUCUCAACAACCAGAAAAAAUUAAAUCACAACCUCCAGGUACAGGAAAGCCAAUUCAGGGUCCUGCCCAGACUUCUCAGACAGACCAUGCAAAAUUGCCACUUCAACGAGAUGCAUCCAGGCCUCAGACUAAACAGGCAGACAUAGUAAGGGGAGAAUCAGUUAAACCCUCACUGCAAAGCCCAUCCAAACCACCUAUUCAGCAACCAACUCCUGGAAAACCUCCAGCACAGCAGCCUGGACAUGAAAAAUCACAGCCUGGGCCUGCAAAGCCCCCAGCUCAGCCCUCAGGGCUAACAAAGCCACUGGCUCAACAACCAGGGACAGUGAAACCCCCAGUCCAGCCACCAGGGACAACAAAGCCUCCAGCUCAGCCUGUUGGUCCUGCUAAGCCUCCAGCUCAGCCGACUGGGUCAGAGAAGCCUUCAUUGGAGCAACCUGGGCCAAAGGCCGUAGCUCAGCCACCUGGAGUUGGAAAGACUGCAGCUCAACAGCCAGGGCAAGCAAAGCCUCCAACCCAGCAGGUGGGGACACCAAAACCCCUAGCUCAACAACCUGGGCCACAGUCUCCAGCUAAGGCACCUGGGCCUGCAAAGACUCCAGUUCAGCAGCCUGGGCCAGGAAAGAUUCCAGCUCAGCAGGCAGGACCUGGAAAGACUUCUGCCCAGCAGACUGGCCCAACAAAGCCUCUUUCACAACUGCCUGGCCCAGCAAAGCCCCCACCUCAACAGCCUGGCUCAGCAAAGCCCCCACCUCAACAGCCUGGCCCAGCAAAGCCCCCACCUCAACAGCCUGGCUCAACAAAACCCCCAUCUCAACAGCCUGGCUCAGCAAAACCCUCAGCUCAACAGCCUAGCCCAGCAAAGCCCUCGGCUCAGCAAUCUACAAAACCAGUAAGCCAAACAGGAUCUGGAAAACCUCUGCAGCCACCAACAAUGUCUCCAUCUGCAAAACAGCCUCCUUCACAAGGCCUCCCUAAAACCAUCUGUCCGCUUUGCAAUACCACUGAACUUCUGUUGCAUGUUCCAGAAAAGGCCAAUUUUAACACAUGCACUGAGUGUCAAACCACUGUCUGUAGCCUCUGUGGUUUUAAUCCCAAUCCUCAUUUAACGGAGGUAAAAGAGUGGCUCUGUUUGAACUGUCAAAUGAAAAGAGCUCUAGGCGGGGAUCUGGCUCCAGUUCCGUCAUCACCCCAGCCCAAACCGAAGACUGCACCUGUUACCGCUACAUCAGCAGUGAGCAAAUCAUCCCCACAGCCACAGCAGACUUCCCCAAAGAAGGAUGCUGCACCAAAACAGGAUCUCUCCAAGGCACCUGAGCCUAAAAAGCCACCGCCACUAGUGAAACAACCAACCCUUCAUGGCUCCGCUUCAGCCAAGGCCAAGCAGCCCCCUGAGGCAGAUUCUUCGUCCAAGCCAGCCCCUCCCAAAGAACCUUCUGUCCCAUCUGAGCACGACAAGGCCCCUGUUGCUGAUGAUAAACCAAAGCAGCCCAAGAUGGUAAAGCCAACCACCGACCUUGUAUCUUCAUCAUCAGCAACAACGAAACCUGAUAUUCCAAGCUCCAAAGUACAGUCACAAGCUGAAGAGAAAACAACCCCUCCUCUAAAAACAGACUCUGCCAAACCCUCACAGAGUUUUCCACCGACAGGGGAAAAAGUCACCCCAUUUGAUUCUAAAGCCAUACCUCGACCUGCAUCAGAUUCAAAAAUUAUUUCACAUCCUGGUCCCAGUUCAGAGAGCAAAGGUCAGAAACAAGUUGACCCCGUACAAAAGAAGGAAGAACCCAAGAAAGCACAAACCAAAAUGAGUCCUAAACCAGAUGCCAAGCCAGUGCCAAAAGGAUCACCAACACCCCCUGGCCCACGACCUACCGCUGGCCAAACUGUCCCCACACCUCAACAGUCCCCAAAGCCUCAGGAGCAGUCAAGACGUUUCAGUCUGAAUCUGGGAAGUAUUACUGAUGCCCCCAAAUCACAGCCUACAACUCCUCAAGAGACCGUGACUGGGAAACUCUUUGGGUUUGGAGCAUCAAUCUUCAGCCAGGCAUCAAAUUUAAUUUCCACUGCAGGCCAACCUGGACCUCAUUCACAAAGUGGACCAGGGGCCCCAAUGAAACAAGCCCCUGCCCCUUCACAGCCACCUAUUUCGCAAGGGACACCCAAAUCCACAGGUCAAGCACCACCAGCACCUGCGAAAAGUAUAUCUGUGAAAAAGGAAACAAAAGCCCCAGCAGCUGAAAAAUUAGAGCCCAAAGCUGAACAAGCUCCAACAGUAAAAAGAACAGAAACAGAAAAAAAGCUACCACCUAUUAAGGAUAGCAAAUCUUUAACAGCUGAGCCUCAAAAGGCUGUCCUUCCCACAAAACUGGAGAAAUCUCCCAAACCAGAAUCAACCUGUCCUGUCUGCAAAACUGAACUCAAUAUAGGUUCUAAGGAUCCUCCUAACUUCAAUACUUGCACUGAAUGCAAGAAUCAAGUGUGUAAUCUGUGUGGAUUUAACCCUACACCGCAUUUGACUGAGAUUCAAGAAUGGCUGUGUUUAAAUUGCCAAACCCAGAGAGCAAUAUCAGGACAGCUUGGAGACAUAGGCAAAAUGCCACCUGCACCUUCAGGACCCAAAGCAUCUCCCAUGCCUGUUCUUACAGAAUCAUCGUCUCAGAAAACAGCAAUGCCUCCCCAAGUAAAAUUAGUGAAAAAGCAAGAACAAGAAGUAAAAACAGAAGCUGAAAAAGUCAUUCUGGAAAAAGUAAAGGAAACACUAUCAAUGGAAAAAAUUCCUCCUAUGGUAACCACAGAUCAAAAACAAGAAGAGAGUAAACUAGAGAAAGACAAAGCUUCAGCUCUUCAAGAAAAAAAGCCACUCCCUGAAGAAAAAAAACUAAUCUCUGAAGAAGAAAAGAUACGUUCUGAAGAAAAAAAGCCACUCCUAGAAGAAAAAAAGCCAACCCCUGAAGACAAAAAGCUACUCCCAGAGGCAAAAACAUCAGCCCCAGAAGAACAAAAACAUGACUUACUUAAAUCUCAAGUACAAAUUGCUGAAGAAAAGCUUGAAGGCAGAGUGGCUCCAAAGACAGUGCAAGAAGAGAAACAACCACAGACCAAGAUGGAAGAUUUACCAUCUGGCACACCUCAGAGUUUACCUAAAGAAGAUGAUAAGACAACCAAAACAAUAAAAGAACAGCCACAGCCACCAUGCACAGCAAAACCUGAUCAGGUGGAACCUGGGAAAGAAAAAACAGAAAAGGAAGAUGACAAAUCAGACACCUCAAGUUCUCAGCAGCCUAAAAGCCCCCAAGGUCUGAGCGACACGGGAUAUUCUUCUGAUGGAAUAUCAAGCUCACUUGGUGAAAUUCCAAGUCUUAUUCCAACUGACGAAAAGGAUAUUCUCAAGGGACUCAAAAAGGACUCUUUUUCACAAGAAAGCAGCCCUUCCAGCCCCUCAGAUUUGGCUAAGUUAGAAAGUACAGUCCUAUCUAUUUUGGAAGCUCAAGCAAGUACACUUGCUGAUGAAAAGUCAGAAAAGAAAACACAACCCCAUGAAGUUUCUCCUGAACAGCCUAAAGACCAAGAGAAAACUCAGAGUUUAUCUGAAACCUUGGAAAUUACUAUUUCAGAAGAGGAGAUCAAAGAGAGUCAAGAAGAAAGGAAAGACACUUUUAAAAAAGAUAGCCAACAAGAUAUUCCUUCCAGCAAGGACCAUAAAGAGAAGUCUGAGUUUGUUGAUGACAUAACUGCUAGAAGAGAGCCUUAUGAUUCAGUUGAAGAGAGUAGUGAAAGUGAAAACUCACCUGUUCCACAAAGAAAACGAAGAACUAGUGUUGGCUCGUCAAGCAGUGAUGAGUAUAAACAGGAAGACAGCCAAGGAUCAGGGGAAGAGGAGGACUUCAUUCGAAAACAAAUCAUAGAAAUGAGUGCUGAUGAAGAUGCUUCAGGUUCUGAAGAUGAUGAGUUCAUCAGAAACCAGCUCAAAGAGAUUAGUAGUAGUACUGAGAGCCAGAAGAAGGAAGAAACAAAGGGAAAAGGCAAAAUAACAGCAGGGAAACACAGACGACUGACUCGAAAAAGUAGCACAAGCAUUGAUGAUGAUGCAGGAAGACGUCACUCAUGGCAUGAUGAAGAUGAUGAAGCAUUUGAUGAAAGUCCUGAACUUAAAUACAGAGAAACUAAAAGUCAGGAAAGUGAAGAACUUGUAGUUGCUGGAGGAGGAGGGCUACGCCGAUUUAAAACAAUUGAGCUCAACAGUACAAUAGCAGAUAAAUAUUCUGCUGAGUCAUCACAGAAAAAAACAAGUUUGUAUUUUGAUGAAGAGCCAGAAUUAGAAAUGGAAAGCCUGACAGACUCACCUGAAGAUAGGUCAAGGGGAGAGGGAUCUUCGAGUCUGCAUGCUUCCAGCUUCACUCCUGGUACAUCCCCUACAUCAGUAUCAUCACUUGAUGAGGACAGUGACAGUAGCCCGAGUCACAAAAAAGGAGAGAGCAAACAGCAACGCAAAGCUCGGCACAGACCACAUGGCCCUCUUUUGCCUACUAUUGAAGAUUCUUCAGAGGAAGAAGAAUUGAGAGAGGAAGAAGAAUUAUUAAAGGAGCAAGAAAAGCAGAGGGAAAUAGAACAGCAACAAAGAAAGAGUUCUAGUAAAAAAUCAAAGAAAGACAAAGAUGAACUUCGAGCUCAGAGAAGAAGGGAAAGGCCAAAGACACCACCUAGUAAUCUCUCUCCCAUUGAAGAUGCAUCUCCGACAGAAGAGUUACGUCAGGCUGCAGAAAUGGAGGAGCUCCAUAGAUCUUCUUGUUCUGAAUAUUCACCUAGCAUAGAAUCAGACCCAGAAGGUUUCGAAAUAAGCCCGGAAAAAAUAAUAGAAGUACAAAAAGUUUACAAAUUGCCCACAGCUGUGUCAUUAUACUCACCAACAGAUGAGCAAUCUAUUAUGCAGAAAGAAGGUAGCCAAAAGUCGUUAAAAAGUGCUGAGGAGAUGUAUGAAGAAAUGAUGCAUAAACCACACAAAUACAAAGCUUUUCCAGCUGCAAAUGAACGAGAUGAAGUGUUUGAAAAAGAGCCUUUGUACGGUGGGAUGCUAAUAGAGGAUUAUAUUUAUGAAUCUUUAGUAGAAGAUACAUACAAUGGAUCGGUAGAUGGCAGUCUGCUAACAAGGCAAGAAGAAGAAAAUGGAUUUAUGCAGCAGAAAGGAAGAGAGCAAAAGAUAAGACUUUCAGAACAGAUUUAUGAAGAUCCUAUGCAGAAAAUUACAGACCUCCAGAAAGAGUUUUAUGAGUUAGAAAGUUUACAUUCUGUUGUGCCUCAGGAAGAUAUUGUUUCAAGCUCUUUUAUCAUCCCAGAAAGCCAUGAGAUAGUGGACCUGGGUACUAUGGUAACUUCUGCAGGAGAAGAAAAGCAUCUACUAGAUGCUGAUGCUGCCUAUGAAGAACUUAUGAAGAGGCAACAGAUGCAGUUAACACCUGGAUCUAGCCCAACCCAGGCCCCCAUUGGUGAGGAUAUGACAGAGUCCACCAUGGACUUUGACAGAAUGCCCGAUGCAUCUUUGACAUCAAGUGUUCUCUCAGGAGCGUCUCUUACAGAUUCGACCAGCAGUGCAACACUCUCUAUCCCAGAUGUUAAAAUAACCCAACAUUUUUCAACAGAAGAAAUUGAGGAUGAAUAUGUAACCGAUUAUACAAGAGAAAUUCAAGAGAUAAUUGCCCAUGAAUCGCUGAUUUUGACCUACUCGGAGCCUUCAGAAAGUGCUACAUCUGUGCCACCCUCUGACACGCCUUCUCUCACAUCAUCUGUUUCUUCGGUCUAUACCACAGAUAGCUCUUCACCCAUUACUACCCUGGAUAGCAUAACCACAGUUUAUACAGAGCCAGUGGACAUGAUAACUAAAUUUGAAGGCUCUGAGGAAAUUUCUUCAUCAACUUAUUUUCCAGGCAGCAUUAUAGACUAUCCAGAAGAAAUAAGUGUAUCUUUAGAUCGGACUACCACACCAGAUGGUAGAGCUAGUGCUGAUCGUAUUGUUAUUUCCUUAUCUGAUAUGGCAUCUUCUAUCGUAGAAUCUGUAGUACCUAAACCUGAAGGGCCAGUUGCUGACACUAUUUCUACUGACUUAUCUAUAUCUGAAAAGGACCCAGUGAAGAAAGCCAAGAAGGAAACUGGGAAUGGAAUCAUUCUGGAAGUUUUGGAAGCUUACAGAGAUAAAAAGGAGUUGGAGGCUGAACUAACAAAAAGUAGCUUAUCCGAAACCGUGUUUGAUCACCCACCUUCUUCUGUAAUAGCCCUUCCAAUGAAAGAGCAGCUUUCAACCACAUACUUUACAUCUGGAGAGACCUUUGAUCAGGAAAAACCUGCAUCUCAGUUACCAUCUGGCAGUCCUUCUGUUUCCUCUCUUCCAGCUAAACCUCGCCCAUUCUUUAGAAGUUCUUCUUUGGACAUAUCAGCUCAACCUCCUCCCCCUCCUCCCCCUCCCCCUCCUCCUCCUCCUCCACCACCACCCCCUCCUCCCCCACCACUUCCUCCACCAACUUCACCUAAACCAACUAUUCUUCCUAAAAAAAAGUUAACAGUUGCAGCUCCAGUGACUACAGCUACACCUCUGUUUGAUGCUAUUACUACUGUAGAGACCACAGCUGUUCUGAGAAGUAAUGGAUUACCUGUUACAAGAAUAUGUACCACUGCACCUCCUCCUGUUCCUCCUAAGCCAUCUUCAAUUCCAUCUGGACUUGUAUUUACCCACAGGCCUGAGCCAAGCAAACCUCCAAUCGCCCCCAAACCAGUGAUUUCUCAGCUUCCAACAACUACACAAAAACCAACAGAUAUACACCCCAAACCAACAGGCCUAUCUUUAACCUCAAGUAUGACCUUAAAUUUAGUGACUUCAGCAGAUUAUAAAUUGCCUUCCCCUACCUCCCCACUUUCUCCACACUCCAACAAGUCCUCACCAAGAUUUUCCAAAUCCCUCACAGAAACUUAUGUAGUUAUUACAUUGCCAUCUGAACCUGGGACUCCAACAGAUUCUUCUGCUAGUCAAGCAAUUACCAGUUGGCCCUUGGGAUCACCCUCCAAAGAUCUGGUUUCUGUUGAACCUAUGUUUUCUGUAUUUCCUCCUGUGACAGCUGUAGAAAUUCCAAUUUCUUCAGAACAGACCUUCUACAUCUCUGGAGCUUUACAGACAUUUUCUGCUACCCCUGUCACAGCACCCUCUUCAUUUCAAGCAGCUCCUACGUCAGUUACACAGUUUCUCACUACUGAAGUUUCCAAGACUGAGGUUUCAGCAAGCAGAAGUACAGCUCCUAGUGUUGGUCUCAGCAGCAUUUCCAUAACAAUUCCUCCAGAGCCUCUUGCUCUAGAUAACAUACCUUUAGAGAAGCCUCAGUAUAAAGAAGAUGGAAAAUUGCAACUUGUUGGUGAUGUAAUUGAUUUGCGUACAGUACCAAAGGUAGAAGUUAAAACAACUGAUAAAUGUAUUGAUCUUUCUGCUUCUACAAUGGAUGUGAAAAGGCAAAUCACAACAAAUGAAGUUUAUGGGAAACAAAUUAGUGCUGUCCAACCCUCUAUUAUAAAUCUUAGUGUGACAUCAUCCAUAGUGACUCCUAUAUCUCUGACCACUGAGACAGUGACCUUUGUCACAUGCACAGCUAGUGCAAGUUACACUACAGGCACAGAAAGCCUAGUGGGUGUAGAACAUGCAAUGACAACACCACUCCAACUUACAAAAUCAAAGCAUGCUGAGCCCCCAUACAGGAUACCAAGUGACCAGGUCUUUCCUAUAGCUAGGGAAGAAGCACCAAUAAACUUAUCUCUAGGUACUCCAGCACAUGCAGUGACAUUGGCUAUUACAAAACCUGUCACUGUGCCUCCUGUUGGUGUCACAAAUGGAUGGACUGAUAGCACCAUAUCCCAGGGGAUCACUGAUGGGGAAGCAGUGGAUCUCAGUACAACCAAGUCUCACAGAACAGUCGUAACAAUGGAUGAGUCUACUUCAAGUGUGAUGACCAAAAUAAUGGAAGAUGAUGAAAAACCCGUUGAUUUAACUGCAGGGAGAAGAGCUGUGUGCUGUGAUGUGGUUUAUAAAUUACCAUUUGGAAGGAGCUGCACAGCACAGCAGCCUGCAACUACUCUUCCUGAGGAUCGUUUUGGUUAUAGGGAUGACCACUAUCAGUAUGAUCGAUCAGGGCCAUAUGGUUAUAGAGGGAUUGGGGGAAUGAAGCCUUCCAUGUCUGACACAAAUUUAGCAGAAGCUGGACAUUUUUUCUAUAAAAGUAAGAAUGCUUUUGAUUAUUCUGAAGGAACUGACACAGCGGUAGAUCUGACUUCAGGGAGAGUUACUACAGGUGAGGUAAUGGAUUAUUCAAGCAAGACUACAGGUCCAUAUCCAGAAACACGACAAGUCAUUUCUGGAGUUGGGAUUAGUACCCCACAGUAUUCCACAGCAAGAAUGACACCACCACCAGGACCCCAGUAUUGUGUGGGGAGUGUUUUGAGGUCAUCUAACGGUGUUGUCUAUUCUUCAGUAGCAACUCCAACACCCUCUACAUUUGCUAUCACCACACAACCCGGCUCCAUUUUCAGCACCACAGUGAGGGAUUUGUCUGGUAUUCAUACGGCUGAUGCAGUGACUUCAUUACCUGCCAUGCACCAUAGCCAGCCAAUGCCUAGAUCAUAUUUUAUAACAACAGGUGCAUCUGAAACGGACAUUGCAGUAACUGGUAUUGAUAUCAGUGCCAGUUUUCAAACUAUUACUAUGGAGUCUCUUACUGCUGAGACGGUAGACUCUGUUCCCACUUUAACCACAGCAUCCGAAGUGUUUCCUGAAGUGGUGGGAGAUGAAAGUGCUCUUUUAAUUGUCCCUGAAGAAGAUAAACAACAGCAGCAGCUAGACUUGGAGCGUGAGCUCCUGGAACUGGAGAAAAUUAAGCAACAGCGCUUUGCUGAGGAAUUGGAGUGGGAACGUCAGGAAAUUCAAAGGUUCCGAGAACAAGAAAAGAUCAUGGUUCAGAAAAAGUUGGAGGAGCUGCAGUCUAUGAAGCAACACCUUCUCUAUCAGCAAGAAGAAGAACGGCAAGCCCAGUUCAUGAUGAGGCAGGAGACAUUAGCUCAGCAACAGUUACAGCUUGAGCAGAUCCAACAGCUGCAACAACAGCUUCACCAGCAGCUGGAGGAGCAAAAGAUUCGGCAGAUCUACCAGUAUAACUAUGACCCUUCUGGAACUGCUUCUCCACAAACCACUACAGAGCAGGCAAUUUUGGAAGGUCAGUAUGCUGCUCCGGAAGGCAGUCAAUUUUGGGCAACUGAAGAUGCAACCACCACAGCUUCAGCUGUUGUGGCAAUUGAAAUACCACAAAGCCAAGGAUGGUACACCGUUCAAUCUGAUGGUGUUACUCAGUACAUUGCCCCACCUGGUAUCCUGAGCACUGUUUCAGAAAUACCUCUAACAGAUGUUGUUGUAAAAGAGGAAAAACAACCCAAAAAGAGAAGUUCUGGAGCUAAAGUCCGAGGACAGUAUGAUGACAUGGGAGAAAAUAUGACAGAUGAUCCCCGAAGUUUUAAAAAGAUAGUGGACAGUGGUGUACAAACGGAUGACGAAGAUGCCACAGAUCGGAGCUAUGUGAGUAGGAGAAGGAGAACUAAAAAGAGUGUGGAUACAAGCGUCCAAACUGAUGAUGAAGAUCAGGAUGAGUGGGAUAUGCCUACUAGAUCAAGGAGGAAAGCUCGUGUAGGGAAAUAUGGUGACAGCAUGACAGAGGCUGACAAGACCAAACCCCUUUCCAAAGUCUCCAGCAUAGCAGUUCAAACGGUAGCAGAGAUAUCUGUGCAAACUGAACCAGUUGGAACCAUAAGAACACCCUCCAUACGGGCACGAGUGGAUGCCAAGGUAGAAAUAAUUAAACACAUUUCAGCACCUGAAAAGACUUACAAAGGGGGCAGUUUAGGAUGUCAAACAGAAGCAGAUUCAGACACACAAAGUCCUCAAUAUCUGAGUGCCACAUCUCCACCCAAAGACAAGAAACGCCCAACACCUUUAGAGAUUGGUUAUUCAUCUCACCUCCGGGCAGAUUCCACAGUACAGCUGGCUCCUUCCCCACCCAAAUCCCCCAAAGUCCUUUACUCACCCAUCUCACCACUUUCACCAGGCAAAGCCUUAGAAUCAGCCUUUGUACCUUAUGAAAAACCCCUCCCUGAUGAUAUAAGUCCACAGAAAGUACUGCAUCCAGAUAUGGCUAAAGUUCCCCCAGCAAGUCCUAAGACAGCCAAGAUGAUGCAGCGUUCUAUGUCUGACCCCAAGCCUCUGAGUCCAACAGCAGACGAAAGUUCCAGGGCUCCUUUUCAGUAUACCGAGGGCUAUACGACUAAAGGUUCUCAAACCAUGACAUCCUCUGGAACCCAGAAAAAAGUUAAAAGAACUCUGCCAAAUCCACCUCCUGAGGAGAUUUCCACAGGAACUCAAUCCACAUUCAGCACAAUGGGCACAGUUUCCAGGAGAAGGAUCUGCAGAACCAACACAAUGGCACGAGCCAAGAUUCUCCAGGACAUAGACAGAGAGCUUGAUCUUGUGGAAAGGGAGUCUGCAAAACUUAGAAAGAAACAAGCAGAGCUUGAUGAAGAAGAAAAGGAGAUUGACGCCAAGCUACGAUACCUGGAAAUGGGAAUUAACAGGAGGAAAGAGGCACUAUUAAAGGAGAGAGAAAAGAGAGAACGAGCCUACCUCCAGGGAGUAGCUGAGGAUCGUGAUUACAUGUCUGACAGUGAAGUGAGUAGCACAAGACCAACCCGAAUAGAAAGUCAGCAUGUCAUUGAGCGACCAAGAACUGCUCCCCAAACUGAAUUCAGCCAGUUUAUACCACCACAAACCCAAACAGAAUCUCAACUAGUUCCUCCGACAAGUCCUUACACACAAUACCAGUACUCUUCCCCUGCUCUUCCUACCCAAGCACCCACCUCAUACACCCAACAAUCUCAUUUUGAGCAACAAACUUUGUACCAUCAGCAAGUUUCACCUUAUCAGACUCAGCCAGCAUUCCAAGCUGUGGCAACAAUGUCCUUCACACCUCAAGCUCAACCUACACCAACCCCACAGCCUUCUUAUCAGUUACCUUCACAGAUGAUGAUGAUACAACAGAAGCCACGGCAAACUACAUUAUAUUUGGAGCCCAAGAUAACCUCAAACUAUGAAGUGAUUCGCAACCAACCCCUUAUGAUAGCACCUGUUUCUACUGAUAACACAUAUGCUGUUUCCCAUCUUGGUAGUAAGUACAAUAGUUUAGACUUGAGAAUAGGUUUGGAGGAAAGAAGUAGCAUGGCAAGCAGUCCAAUAUCAAGCAUAUCUGCAGAUUCUUUCUAUGCAGAUAUUGAUCACCAUACUCCACGAAAUUAUGUCCUAAUUGACGACAUUGGAGAGAUCACCAAAGGAACAGCGGCAUUAAGCACCGCAUUUAGCCUUCAUGAAAAGGAUCUGUCAAAAACAGACCGUCUCCUUCGAACCACUGAGACACGCCGGUCUCAAGAAGUGACAGAUUUCCUAGCACCUUUACAGUCUUCCUCUAGAUUGCAUAGUUAUGUGAAGGCAGAGGAAGACCCAAUGGAGGAUCCUUAUGAGUUAAAGCUUCUGAAACAUCAGAUUAAACAGGAAUUUCGUAGAGGGACAGAGAGCUUAGAUCACCUUGCUGGUCUUUCUCAUUAUUACCAUGCUGAUACUAGCUAUAGACAUUUUCCAAAAUCUGAGAAGUAUAGCAUCAGUAGACUCACACUUGAAAAACAAGCAGCAAAACAACUGCCAGCAGCCAUACUUUAUCAAAAGCAGUCAAAGCAUAAGAAAUCACUAAUUGACCCUAAAAUGUCAAAAUUUUCACCUAUUCAGGAAAGUAGAGACCUUGAACCUGAUUAUUCAAGCUAUAUGACUUCUAGCACUUCAUCUAUUGGUGGCAUUUCCUCCAGGGCAAGGCUCCUUCAAGAUGACAUCACUUUUGGCCUCAGAAAAAAUAUUACAGACCAACAAAAAUUUAUGGGAUCCUCUCUUGGCACAGGACUGGGCACAUUAGGAAAUACCAUACGCUCAGCUCUGCAGGAUGAAGCAGAUAAGCCAUACAGUAGUGGCAGCAGGUCCAGACCUUCCUCCAGACCUUCCUCUGUGUAUGGGCUUGAUUUAUCAAUUAAAAGGGAUUCUUCUAGCUCUUCCCUAAGACUGAAAGCUCAAGAGGCUGAAGCUCUAGAUGUUUCCUUUAGUCAUGCAUCAUCCUCUGCCAGAACUAAGCCGACCAGUUUGCCAAUUAGUCAAAGUAGAGGAAGAAUACCAAUUGUGGCCCAGAAUUCUGAAGAAGAAAGCCCACUCAGUCCUGUUGGCCAGCCAAUGGGAAUGGCCAGGGCUGCAGCUGGACCCCUGCCACCAAUAUCUGCAGACACCAGGGAUCAGUUUGGAUCAAGCCACUCACUGCCUGAAGUUCAGCAACACAUGAGGGAAGAAUCAAGGACUCGAGGCUAUGACCGUGACAUAGCAUUCAUCAUGGAUGACUUCCAACAUGCCAUGUCAGACAGUGAAGCCUAUCAUCUGCGUCGUGAGGAAACAGAUUGGUUUGAUAAACCCAGGGAAUCUCGUUUGGAAAAUGGACAUGGUCUGGACCGAAAACUGCCGGAAAGAUUGGUCCACUCUAGACCACUCAGUCAACAUCAAGAGCAAAUUAUACAGAUGAACGGGAAAACUAUGCACUACAUCUUUCCUCACGCAAGGAUAAAAAUAACAAGAGACUCAAAGGAUCACACAGUUUCAGGUAAUGGAUUAGGAAUUAGAAUUGUGGGUGGUAAAGAAAUCCCGGGACAUAGUGGAGAAAUUGGAGCCUAUAUUGCCAAGAUUCUUCCUGGGGGAAGUGCAGAACAGACGGGGAAGCUUAUGGAAGGGAUGCAAGUAUUGGAAUGGAAUGGAAUUCCCUUGACUUCUAAAACAUAUGAAGAAGUUCAGAGUAUCAUUAGUCAACAAAGUGGGGAAGCAGAAAUAUGUGUAAGACUGGACCUGAAUAUGCUAUCAGAUUCUGAAAAUUCCCAGCAUCUGGAACUUCAUGAGCCACCAAAAGCUGUGGAUAAGGCGAAAUCCCCAGGGGUUGAUCCUAAGCAGUUGGCAGCAGAACUCCAGAAGGUUUCACUACAGCAGUCACCGCUGGUUCUGUCAUCAGUUGUUGAAAAAGGAUCUCAUGUUCAUUCAGGUCCUACAUCAGCAGGAUCCAGUUCCGUUCCCAGCCCUGGGCAACCAGGGUCCCCCUCAGUGAGCAAAAAGAAGCACAGCAGCAGCAAGCCUACUGAUGGAACAAAGGUUGUCUCUCAUCCAAUUACGGGAGAAAUUCAGCUUCAAAUUAACUAUGAUCUUGGAAAUCUGAUAAUACAUAUUCUCCAAGCAAGAAAUCUUGUUCCUCGAGACAACAAUGGUUAUUCUGACCCUUUUGUGAAAGUGUACCUUCUUCCAGGGAGAGGUCAAGUCAUGGUUGUCCAGAAUGCAAGUGCUGAGUACAAGAGAAGGACUAAAUAUGUCCAGAAAAGUCUUAAUCCUGAGUGGAAUCAAACAGUAAUUUAUAAAAGUAUUUCCAUGGAACAGCUCAAGAAGAAAACACUGGAGGUGACAGUUUGGGAUUACGAUAGAUUUUCAUCCAACGACUUCCUUGGGGAGGUAUUGAUUGAUUUAUCUAGCACAUCUCACCUCGAUAACACUCCAAGGUGGUACUCUCUCAAAGAACAGACUGAAAGCAUUGAUCAUGGCAAGUCUCAUUCCAGUCAGAGCAGCCAGCAGUCCCCAAAGCCAUCUGUUAUCAAAAGCAGAAGCCAUGGUAUCUUCCCUGACCCAUCAAAGGACAUGCAGGUUCCCACCAUUGAGAAAUCCCACAGUAGUCCUGGUAGCUCAAAAUCAUCAUCAGAAGGCCAUCUCCGUUCUCAUGGACCAUCUCGCAGUCAAAGCAAAACCAGCGUCACUCAGACCCACCUGGAAGAUGCAGGGGCUGCCAUAGCUGCUGCCGAAGCUGCCGUGCAACAACUCCGCAUUCAACCAACAAAGCCUCCCAAUCACCGGCCUGCAGAAAGCUCUGUGUCCACCGGCUCCUCGGGCAGCAGCUUUGGCAGUGGGUAUAGCGUGGACAGUGAAGGAAGCAGCAGCACUGCAGGGGAGACUAAUCUAUUUCCUAUUCCGAGGAUAGGGAAGAUGGGACAGAAUGGACAAGAGCCUGUAAAACAGCCAGGAGUAGGAGUAGGACUAGCAGACACUGAAGCUAAAACUCAGGUAAUGGGAGAAAUCAAGAUUGCAUUGAAGAAGGAAAUGAAGACAGAUGGUGAACAACUAAUAGUUGAAAUUCUCCAAUGCAGAAAUAUUACAUACAAAUUUAAGUCUCCUGAUCAUCUACCAGAUUUAUAUGUGAAAAUAUAUGUGAUGAAUAUUUCUACCCAAAAAAAGGUAAUCAAGAAAAAAACAAGAGUAUGCAGACAUGACCGAGAGCCUUCAUUCAACGAAACUUUUCGAUUCAGUCUAAGUCCUGCAGGACAUUCUCUUCAGAUUUUACUUUUCUCCAAUGGAGGGAAGUUUAUGAAAAAGACCUUGAUUGGUGAAGCCUGUAUCUGGCUUGACAAAGUGGAUCUCAGAAAAAGAAUAGUCAACUGGCACAAACUUUUGGUCAGUCCUACUCAAACACAUUGAAGAAACAUGUCUUCUCAGGGUAUAGAAACUGCUCUAAAUAGCCUCACAUCAAGACUAUAGUUGAAUACUAUUGUACAAAGCUAAGUUUUGAGAGGCAAACAUAAGAGUGGGAACAACAGGAAAAACAUACUUAACACCUUGUACAUUUAUUGUUGUGGAUCACACAAAGAUAUUCAAUUGAAAAAGUUCACAUACUGAAAACAAAAAGAAUGGAGUUCUGAGACCUUGAAUUUCCCAUGACUGUGAAGAGAAACUGUGAAACAAAUUUUGAUUACUUAAGACAAAAAUCUUUGAGCAGAGUUGAGCUAUAGCUUAACACAGAGGCUCAAAGAUUAAUGUGGUUUUCAUGCAGCACAAAGGUAAUUCUUUAUGCAAAGAAGCCUUGGUUGAAAGGAAAGAACUGAUGUAACAAAUCUCAGUUUUCAAAACUUCAAAAAUCUUCCUUCAUCGUCUUCAAUUCGGACAACUUGCUGCUUUCAGAUUCUGACAUAAGAUAUACCUACAAUAUGUUUCCAGGGCUGGAAGUGAGGUGGCUGUGUUCUUAGGGAAAAUGGAAGAGGAGAUAUAGAAAUUGUGACUUUUAGGCCAUAUUUUACCAGUUUUCUCUGUGUCUAAAUGUAACAAGGGUAUACAGCACUGACUUUGGAAUCCAUGUGGUAAAAGCACAUUUGUUUGUGUAUAGUUUGAAAUAAUGUAGAGUUGAAGAUAAUACUAGGUAGAAAUAAAAUUGAAUUUAUCUAGAAAUAAAACUAUGACUGGCUAACAAAGAAGAAUGUUGCCCCAUAGAAUAUUGGAAUUUUGGUUGAAACCAUCAAAAUCUUCAUAAUUUACCAUUAAGCCAAGACAUCUUCAGUCUAUUUACCAAAGGACCUAGAGUAAACUGAUAUGUUCUAGGAAGC